UAUAGUAACAAAUGAGUGAUUCAAAAAAAUACUCUUUGUGUAAAAACGUUUUCGUCUAAAAAAUGAACUCAUCUUGUAAUCCUCGUGUAAACUCGUGGUUUCAUUUACGUCUGUCCAAACGUGUCCGUCAACUUCUCUCUUUGUAUCUCUGUAGACACGCAUUGCUUGUAAAAGAGGAGUUUCCGACGUAUCCCUGAACGCGUCCUCAGGGGGGGAGUUUCCACGUGUUUCCGGUGUUCGAUAGAAGCGCCUCGUGAGAGGCCGCGUUCCGUUAAACCUCUGCGCCACGUUGCUUUACCGCCCCCCUCCACCACCCGGGUCACCGGGAGGCGCUCCGGUAUUCGGUGAGUGCUAACCGUUAGCAUCCCCGCUAGCAGGCCGCGAGCCCCGCCGCGGGCCCUCGAUUCAACGGAGAGGCGCAGCAAACUUUUCGGUGCGUUCAGGACCCCUCGGAGGCCGAGACGUCCCAUCGGGUCCUCGGCUCUUCUCCAGGUCCUUCAUGGAGGGCGUCGACGAGUACAUCUGGCGGCAGCGGAUCCACCACGGCGUCCGUUACCAGAAGAGCGCCGUCCCCUUCCCGCAGUCGGUGGAAGCGGGCCUGGAGUUCAACGUGGCGUUGGAGAGGCAGGAGAAGCUGGACCUGAGCCUGCUGACCAACGGCGUGAUGCUGGAAUUGGCCGAGUUCGCCAGAACCGUGAACAAGUCCGAGACGUACUUCCUGUUCGAGAUGCUGGAGUUCAACUUCGACCUCGGCGUGGACGUGAGCGACGAGCAGCAGUGCUACGACUACAGCAAGCGAGCGCACAACAAGAUCAAGCACCUGAAGGAGCAGAUCAAGAUGAAGCCUCGGCGGAGGAAAGAAGCCUUUCCCUUCCCGGACCUCGGCGCCCUGUGGGGCUCCGCCGGGUACCGCCACCCGGGGCGCUACUACCCCAAAAUCAACAAGCUGGCGGACAGCUCCGUCCUCUCCAGGAGCGGCCAGGGCGCGGAGAGGGCCGGGUGGGCGUGCGUCAGGAGGAAAAGGGGAGGAGUCUCGUGGAGGCCCACUGCUGACGCCUACCCCUUCUGCAGAGAGCUGGGCGUGACUCUGCUGGUGCCGCCGGGCGACGCCCACAGGGAGAAGCUGAGGACGGAGCAGGUGACCAUCGGGGUGAUGCUGGAGCUGCUGGACUUCUCCAGGACGCUCUGCGGGACGCACACCGACAUCGUCUACGACCUGGUGCUGCACAACUUCGGUCACCAGCUGGACAAGGGGACCUUCCGCCUGCAGCUGAGCAGGAAGAAGAACGCCUGGCUGACCGCCGAGGACAAGGACGCCUUCCGGAAGGAGCCCUUCGUCGUCCAAACCCGGAGACGGGAACCGAAGCGCCGAAAGAGGAGCGAGCCCGACCACUGGGAACCUGAUGGGCCGGAGGCGGCCAGUAAGAGGACGGCGUGGGACGCGGACGCCAAAGACUACAUGUGUCCCGUGGAGUUUGAGGUGGACACGCAGUCCGAUUCGGAGGCCAGACAGGAAGACGCAAAUGUCCAAAGUUGUUUGUCUGAGACAAAAGACGUGGGGCGGGACGAGGAAGAAGCGCUCGCCGCCCCGCGCCCGUCUCGCCUCCGUCCGAACGCCGCGGUUCCGAGGCGCCUCUCGGAUCUCUUCUGCGAAGACCAAAGCGAGGACGGCGACGUGGACCCGACGAGGCGGAAGCUGUGGACGCGUCGGGCCGCUCGCUCCAAACAGAUCCUGGACUCCCGGCGAGUGAAGGACCCGUUCCUGCGCUGCCGCGAGACGGGCCUGGACUUCAACGUGGCAUCGGGCCACCGGCGGAACCUGGACCUCCAGCUGCUCACCAACGGCGUGCUGCUGGAGCUCUACAAAUUUGCGACGGCGAUGACGAGGAGUUUGGGCGGCUUCUUGUUUGACAUCUUGGACAAGAACUUCACCCUCGUCUUCCAAAACGAGCUUCAUCAGCGCAACUUCCUCUUUUACAUGAUAACGAAAGAGCGGCUCCUUCAGAACCACCCUGACAGAAGCGCGCUGGACUUCCUCCGGAGCCCCUUCAGCUUCCCGGAGGUCUACAACGUGGCCGACGUGACGGCUGAUUGUCGGGCCGGGCCGGGGGGCGAGGCGCCGGCCCCGGACCCCAACAGGGAGCAGCAUCCCUUCUGCCAGCAGAUGGGCCUGGACCUGUGGGCCACCGAGGAGCGCCCGGCGAGCCAGAAGCUGGACCUGGCGGCCCUCACCACCGGCGCCGUGCUGGAGGCGUUCGCCUUCGUCAGGGAGCUGUGCGGCUGCGCCCGCCACAUGGUCAACGACCUCCUGGAGCACAACUUCCUGCUGGACCUGCAGGGCGGAGCCACGGAGGCCUCGCGGGUCAUCCGGGCCUGGUACGCCGAACAGAGGUCCGUGAUGAAGAGGCAGACCACCUUGCGAAAGCUGACCCAGUGGUUGGACACGGUCGUCCAGCUGAGCAGCUGCUCGCCGCUCGGGGCCGAGGACCUCCCUUCGGACCCGGAGGUCCCGAACGGACACGUGAAGGAGGAGGAGGAAGAGGAGGAGGAGGAGGAAGAGGAGGAGGAGGAGAAGAUUGAGAAUGAGAAGAAAGAGGAGGAGGAGGAGGAGGAGGAGCAGCUCCACGGCUAUCCCGUCUGCCAGCAGAUUGGACUGGACCUCGACAUCGGCGCCAAACUAGACGCCAAAGCCAAGCUGGACCCGCGGGUGCUGACGAGGGGGGUGCUCCUGGAGAUGCACCGCUACGUGCGGCGCCACUGCGGCCGCUACGUCCCGGCGCUCUACGAGAUCCUGGAGCACAACCUGGACCUGAGCUCCCAGAGGCACCGCAAGGUGGAGUUCGCCUGGGCCGUGGCCUCGCAGGUCGUCGCCAUAGCGGCGAAGAGCGGCCGAGCGGGAGGCUACCUGAGCGGCGCCGUGGAGCUGCCCUUUGAGCCGCCCUCGGUCGCCUGCAAGGACGAGCCGCGGGACGAGCCGCGGGACGAGGUGGACCGCGGGGACGAGGUGGUGUUCGUCCAGGAGCUGAGGCCCGUGGACAUCGAGGUGGAGAUCGACUGAACUCGCUGUGGUCAAAGUGGGACUCGUUGAACCUGCUGAUGAUUCUGUUAAUAGUGAGAAUGUUCUGGAUGUGAAGCCUGCAGACUUCUUGCAGCCAGAGAACAGGAAGUGACCUCAUAUGGAGUCCAGGAACACGUCUCCUUUCUAACUAUGUUCUGUUAUUAAAGUCUCAAACCUUCAUCAUGGUCUUAAACAUUUGUUCUGAUCGUUGAUAUUUUCAAAUGUAUAAAGUGUUCAUAUUCAUUUUUAGAAAACCUCAGAGGAGAUGAAGUGAGAAGCUUGCAGCCACUAGAUGGAGCCACAGCCUCAUAAAGGGAGCUGAUCACUUCUAUUGAUUCAUGGACCAAUCAGGCUGCUCGUUUAUUCCAAUAAGAAUAAAUACUUCCUCAACCAUU
Molecule: messenger RNA, 3453 nt
Organism: Pungitius pungitius (ninespine stickleback)
Lineage: Eukaryota; Metazoa; Chordata; Actinopteri; Perciformes; Gasterosteidae
Exons: 2
Coding region: 500-3058 (852 amino acids)
Source: RefSeq, a predicted model, not a curated record